Molecule: messenger RNA, 3821 nt
Organism: Orbicella faveolata
Lineage: Eukaryota; Metazoa; Cnidaria; Anthozoa; Scleractinia; Merulinidae
Product: A disintegrin and metalloproteinase with thrombospondin motifs 6-like
Biological process (GO): proteolysis; extracellular matrix organization
Cellular component (GO): extracellular matrix
Molecular function (GO): metalloendopeptidase activity
Source: RefSeq, a predicted model, not a curated record
CGCCGAAUUUGUAACUCUUUAUUCCCCGUUAGCCACUAAGGGUUAUGUAAUACUUAUUCUGAUACACACUAUAGCUCCUCUUUGGUCGAUUCGCUAUUGUCUCUAAAACAUCGAAGAUAAAAUUUUGGGAACAUUUCUUUUUCUGUCAUGAUCUUCUCUAUAAACAGCUGCCGACUUUGUCAACACUGAUGAUUCGCGUCACUCACCCUCUCCUAAGUAUGUUUGGUUUAAUUCGUCUUUUACCCUGCCAUAUUCUUCUUUCUUGGUUUGGAUUAGUUUCGUUUAUAUCAGCUUCUGCAAUAAAAAAUGCCUUCUUUGAUUUCAAUUCUACUACCGCUGGUUAUUGUUCUCAGCAUCGCAGCCACAGAGUUGCUUGCAUCUCCCAGCAAUCAAAAAAGACCUUUGCUUCACCAUCGAAUGACAAAGAGGGAGCUAUCAAAAUAUUUUGGGGCAACUUCUCUAGCUGAAGUCCCGGAAUAUGAGGUGACCUCGCCAUUCCAAGCAGAUGAUGCCGGACAGUUCAUCACACAUGAGCUUCACAAGCGUAGUCGUACAAAACGAAGCACAUCUCAACCCGACUCCUGGUUUUACAAAAUGGACGCCUUCGGGUUCUCACUUCAUUUAAACGUCACCAAAGCUAAACAUCUUCUAGCUCCAGGAUCCAUUGUGGAGACCACACAUGAAAAUGGCAGUAAAUCGUACACCUCGCUACCCAAGAACACUUUUUAUAGUGGUCACGUGGUUUCACAUCCGGGCUCCGUUGCUGCUAUUAGCAACCAAGGUGGAUUGACUGGCAUGAUUAGCCUCAUGGAACAGGCGCUUUUUAUCCAUCCUUUACCGAGCCAUCUCGCACAGGAUUAUGGGUCAAUCGAUGGAGGCCAACCCCAUUUAAUCUAUAGACGGUCAUUGCAUGACAUCAUUGGACAGGGUUGUGACGUCUCAGAUGUUCCCGAGCGCACCAAACGGAGUCUGGAACCGAACAGAAAUAAGCGAUCACGCGACGAACGUUCCACGUCUCACAAACACUUGGAGGUUGCCAUGGUAGCGGAUGACAUGGUAGUUAAGACACACGGAGAAGAAAACUUGAGGAUGUAUUUACUCAUGCUAGCUCACCUGGUGGACAACAUGUUUCACGACGAGAGUGUAGGAGAAAAGAAGCUCACGUUGGUAGUAGUAAAAGUUUUCAUCAGGAAAGACGGGCUGGGUUACAACUCGUCAGCUAACAAUCGACAAAGACUAGAGAAGCUAUCAGCCUGGGGAGAAGCGAAUAUGCCACAAUCAGACAAAGAUCCUGGGCAUGCGGACUUGAUUAUUUUGCUGACAGGGCAAGGCUUUGGAGGUUUAGCCAUGAUGGGUUCCACAUGCGCAACAAAGUUUGGCAGAACUGUUAACAAUGACAUUGGGAUGGCGUCCGCUAUCAUCAUCGCUCAUGAAGCAGCGCACACAUUUGGCCUUGGACAUGAUGGCGGAGGUGAGCGGUGUAACAACGGCGAGUACAUAAUGGCCAGUGUUGUGAGCGAUGGCAAAAAUGCAUUCAAGUGGUCACCUUGUAGCAGUAAUCGUAUGCAAGAAUUCCUCACUGGUUCCGGUUCAUCCUGUUUGGAUGACAACCCUCAUGACUUCAUCCAAGAGCCCAGCAUCUUCCACAAUAAGCUUCCUGGACAGAUCCAGAAUGCUAAACUACAGUGUAGUCUGCAGUAUGGCUCAGAGUAUUUUCAAUGUCCACAGAGAAAAGCUGACUGUGGCUCUUUGUACUGCACCAACGAUGGUUAUAAAUGCAAGAGCUAUGGAGCGCCACCUAUGGAUGGCACAAGAUGCGGCGACCGACAUUGGUGCAUCCAAGGUGAAUGUGUGGAUGAUGGAUCCCCGAUGAUUGACGGAGGAUGGAGUGAUUGGCAGGACACACAGUCGUGCACUCAAACUUGCGGUGGAGGCGUUCAGUGGAAAACAAGAUCAUGCACCAACCCGGUGCCGCAAAAUGGUGGAAAAUUCUGUGAGGGAUCAGAUAAAGGAUUUUGGUCAAUGUGCAAUACACAGCCUUGCCCUCCAGGUUCUAAAGACUAUCGCCUUCUUCAGUGCCAGGCGUUUGAUCCGAAGUCUGAAGUGCAGUGGGGAUCAGAUCCUUGCAUUUUAAUGUGCCGCAAAGGAAGUUUAAUAACACCUCGAGGCAGAGUUAAGGAUGGCACUCUAUGCAACAUCAACCCCAUGAUCAAAGAUGUCUGCAUUGAAGGAAUUUGCAAGUCCGUUGGUUGUGAUAUUAAAAUGGACUCAGGAUUGAAGUAUGACCACUGUGCAGUGUGCGGAGGAGACAGCUCCACCUGUACCCUUGUGAGCGGGGAGUACACUUUGAACUGGCGUAAAUGGGGGCCCAAUAAACCCGACGAAAUCGUCACUAUCCCAAUUGGUUCUACCAACAUUUAUGCGGCAAUGAAAGAAAAAAACAGAAAUAUGUUGGGAGUGAAAAAUGAGAAUAAUCAAUGGGUUUACAGGGUGGCAUACACUUGGAGUACUGUAGUGAGAGCUGCUGGAACCAAAGUGGCUUACGAUCACGAGGAUUUCUUAUGGAAAGACAAAGUUGAAAUACCUGGGCCCACUAAACAAAUUCUGAAACUCAUGUACGUGCAUAUUGAAGGAUCAAACCCUGGAUUAGAAUAUCAGUUUUUAUCGCCCGAGAAAACUGAAGUAUCUCCUGGUCAGGUCGAGUGGAAGAUCGGAAAGUGGGACAUGUGCUCUGAAGACUGCGCUGGAGGGGUCCAGAAGCGACUUGUUGAGUGUGUACGUAAGGACGAUGGAAGUUAUGUCAAUGAUAAAAUGUGCCUCAAAACCGAACCUAAGCCACCGAUGAAGCAGGCUUGUAACACGCAGCCCUGUGAAGCUGAAUGGUACGAGUCUGGUUGGCGUCCAUGUUCAAGGACCUGUGGCAAAGGAACUCAGCUGAGACAGAUUGUGUGCAGGCAAAAGAUAAAUCAGUCUCAUUAUGAGACGCUCGAGGACUCCUCUUGUACAGAGCAGAAACCGAUCGUGGUUCUUCAGCAGGAUUGCAACAAAGUCGCUUGCCCGGCUGAGUGGAAGCAUUCAGCGUGGAGCGAAUGCUCUCGGUCAUGUGAAGGUGGUAUGAUGACUCGCACUCUGAAGUGCAUGAGACUGAACGCGCAAGGAAUGCUGGUAUCUGUCUCAGCCGUCCAGUGCGUACACGCCGUCAAACCUACAACAGAGGAAGAAUGCAACACCGACAUUACUUGUCCACAGGCUAUUGAGGGCCAGGAUGGUAAGCCAUUUACACCACUUGGAUGUUUCAAGGACUCCAAAAAUGUUGCAGACCGUGCGUUGCCGGAUUUAGUUGACAAUAUGCGAGGAAAAAUCGACUGGAAGCACUUGGAGAACGUCGUUAAGGAGUGCGCUCAUAAAGUGGUGAUGAAGAAUUCUACUCUUAAGGUAUUUGGCAUCCAAUUUUGGGGAGAAUGUUGGUCAGGGUCUGACGCAGAGAAGACUUACAGCGAAUAUGGAUCGUCUCAGAAUUGUUGGAAAGGAGUUGGAGGAACACGAACCAAUUUCGUGUACGAGUUUAUCGAUAAUAAGAGCCCGUAGUGUUGCGCUUUCUACCUACAGUGAACAAUACUUGCAUGAAGAAAAUUGAAGAAAACAAACGGGAAGUCUUUCCCAUGCUGAUUCCAUUGUAGUUUAGCAACGCUGAAAAUUGAAUCUCCUUGAAAACAUAAAAAUGUAAUGAAAUUCGUGUUAGUCAGAGCUAACAUGCGCAAAGUUCUGUCGACUGUUCAAGCUGCUGAGCAGGACUAGAGAAAAUAAAAUUACCAACGCUA